Messenger RNA from Balaenoptera musculus (blue whale), 611 nucleotides. Its product is annotated as sperm protamine P1-like. The record is from RefSeq and is a predicted model, not a curated record. The coding region runs from base 1 to 258 and encodes 85 amino acids. Lineage: Eukaryota; Metazoa; Chordata; Mammalia; Artiodactyla; Balaenopteridae. The transcript has 2 exons.
AUGGCCCCAGCCAGUCCCUCCCGGAACUUUCCUGACAUAGCACUUCUCUCCUCUGCUGCAGAAAACGACGCUUCGAGGCAGAGGAGGAGGAGGAGGAAGAGGAGGCGGGGAUGGCUGUGGCGAUCCAGGCGGCGGCGGCGGCGGCGGCGGCGACGGGAGCUGGAGCAGAAAGUGAGGAGCAUCGCGGCCGAGCGCCGCCGCCUCGCGAUCUGCCGAGGGGUUCCCGCCCCCAGGGUGGCCUCCAACUGGACGUUUUGAACUAUUGACUUUCAUCAGCAAAGACUGGCUGUGAAGAUCACCAAACUGAAUUCAGGAAGACCCUUCAGAAAAGAUACCAACCUUAAGAUCAAAAUGAUACUGGGAAAUACUGCUUUCAAGUGACAAGUGAUACUGUUUUUCCAGCUAUCAUCAACAUUUGUGAUCACUGCACAGCGGGAUAUGCCCAGUGUGGCGAUGCCCAGAGACACAGCAUCAGCAGCUGUCAACACCCUAGGAAGAGACCACAGUAACAGUGGGUGUUGGUGUGGGCUUGUUUUUCUACCUCUUGACUCCAGCUCUUGCUUCUUCUUAGUACUGUGGGACCUCAGCACAGUCUUUGUGUCAUUUGUACC